AUGGCUGCUGCUGAUGACGAUGCUGUGGGACUCACUUUCUAUCCUGCAUUCUGCUACAAGGCCUCACCUACGCAUUUCACUUGGGUGAAGAUGGCAGUGACGGAUGUGCAUCGAUUGAAGACUAGAUCGGGGUUUGAAGGCCAAAAUAUCUUCUUUUAUUACAAUCACCCCAUACAGUUCGUCUGCUUAGCUGGGGUCAUCGUCGCCAGGACCGAGUACGCCUGGCGCACUGUCUUGAUCCUCGACGAUGGUAGCGGCGAAACUGUCGAGAUUGUAGUCUCUAAGGCUACCUCGCCUCGUCCAGGUGACCGUGUUUCCGAGAAUGCGACGGCAACCCGCGCUGCAGGCCCGGAUUCUGACCCGUCAGGUUCUUUGCCAGAGGCUGAAACGCGGCAUAUAUCGUCGCAGGCCAAGGAUCGUAUUGAUAUCACAGACCUGGUGCCUGGCGUCGUGUUCAAAGUGAAGGGCACGCUCUCCACCUUCCGCUCCACGGUUCAGGUGCAACUUGAGCGGUUCACCUUGCUCCGGGAUACGAACGCCGAAAUGCGUUUCUGGGAUGAGCAGUCUCGCUACUUGGUCGAUGUGCUUUCAGUUCCGUGGACUCUGGAGCCAGAGGAGGUGGAUCAGCUGCGCCGAGAGGCCGACGAAGAAGAGGAUCGGAUCAUUCGAGCCAAAAAGCGGCUGGAGCAGAAGAGAAGAAAGGCGGCCAAAAGGGAAGAGAGAGAUCGGAUGCGGAUCCGUAAGGAGUGGGAAAUGGACGAGAAGCUGCAAGGAGAAGUCGCGAGGCAGUGA
Paecilomyces variotii is the source of this 792-nucleotide messenger RNA. RefSeq lists its product as hypothetical. The transcript has 2 exons. The record is from RefSeq and is a predicted model, not a curated record. Lineage: Eukaryota; Fungi; Ascomycota; Eurotiomycetes; Eurotiales; Thermoascaceae. Bases 1 to 792 code for a protein of 263 amino acids.